Lolium perenne is the source of this 1319-nucleotide messenger RNA. RefSeq lists its product as uncharacterized. Gene Ontology annotation, biological process: tRNA threonylcarbamoyladenosine modification. The record is from RefSeq and is a predicted model, not a curated record. NCBI's taxonomy places the organism in Eukaryota, Viridiplantae, Streptophyta, Magnoliopsida, Poales, Poaceae. Gene Ontology annotation, cellular component: nucleus; EKC/KEOPS complex; cytosol.
AAUUUUGUGCAGGUGCAAUUUUUGACAGACUUUAUCUCAAUUUUGUGGACUGACUAGGAUCGAAUUAGACCCAAAAGAAAAUCCCCAACCCUAGCUCCCCCGUCCCUACCACGCCGCCGGCGCCUCUGCCGCUCCCAUCCGCCGCCGCGCUGCAGCCCCUCCACCCGCCGCCGCGCUGCUCAUAGGCGUCGAUUCCGCCGUGCAAGAGGACACCUCCGUGCGUUCGCGGCCUCCCAGCUCGCGCCGCCCCGCCUCCAGCUCGCCGCCUCACCCAAGAAGAAGAACAAGAGGAAGAGACCGAACCCCGUCCCCCGGCAUGAAGAGCUUCCCGGUGUCCGGCGGCCGCAGCGUCUCCCUCGCCCUCUUCUCCGAUGUCUCCAACAGCCGGGAGCUCCUGGAGCUGAUGCAGUCGGGGACGCUGGAGCCGGAGGCCGCCUUCAUCAACGCGUCGCUGGUGCCGGACGUGUUCCCGGUCCUCGCGGCGGCGCACAAGGCGCUGCUCUCCAAGUCGAGGGAGGCGCUGACCACCAGGACCCUGCACUCGGAGCUCGUCUACAACUACUCCGGCUCCAAGCAUAUCACAGAGUCCCUGAAGCGAUGCGGUAUCGCUGAUGACAUGCAGUAUAUCCUCGCGGCUCGGUUCGAUGCUUCGGAUGAGGAGAUGAAAGCAGUGGAAAAACUCAUAAGCGGAACUGAGAUUGAUCUAUCAGAACUGGAAACAAGAGCAGACCAGCCAAAGAUUCUGAAGCAAUACAAAAUAACACCCCAAGAACUAUCAAUUUCCACAGUACCAGAGGCAAUCGUGUGCAGGAUUGCUGCUCGAGACGCCCUCUGAGGUCUUAAUCGACAGCGGACAGAAGACUUUUUGCAGCAGCACAGUUGAAUUCUCCCGAUGAACAGCGCAACAGUUGCACCUCUCCUUCAAAGUUGCCUGUGGCGGGUUGUUUCAAGCUUGAACUUAAUGGAGCGAAUACUAAUUGCAUGUAGUGCUGGGUGUUGUAGCAACAGUUUAAUAUUGGUAUGGUUCACACAGGCUCACAGCUGAGUGUUUUCUAUCAUCAGCUCAUUAAAAUUUCGUGCAAUAAUCUGUGCAAAAUUUGUGACCUAGGUUCACUUGUUUCAUGGAUUCAUGCACGUAAUAUGGUGGGUUACCACCGGUAGUGAUUUCUACCUGUCGCCAUAUAUGUACUAUUGUCUCCCUGUGUUGUGUCAAAACGAAGUAUGAACAGGACAAUGUUCCUACAUCGUGCCAGUUUGUGAGCAUAGCCUGAACUGUUUCCUGCAAAUUCUACAUGGAUUUCCUACAAGUCCAUUGCCCA